GCUGUAUUUGUCAGUCACCUUUGGUCCAGCGUCGUGGUGCUACUGACGCUCCGCAAGCACCAGAUUUUCCCACAUAUUUGUGCCUAGUGGCAACCCGGGCGGCCGCUGUGCUAGAGGAAUAUCGUGGCGUGUGGGCGUGGGGCGGUGCUGGGGAGUUAGUGGCUGUGGGAGUGUCUGGCCGAGUGCUGGCAGAAGCCUGUGUUGAUAAUGUGCUAGCAGCAGAGGCGCCGCUGCUGUGCUCACUGUGUUAAUAUACCUGUGUUCACCCCUGGUGGGGCAGGGAGGAGCACCUCUAGUCCACCAGCGGGCGCCCUCCUCCACCCUGGGCCGCACCUCAUCCACCCUGGGCCGCACCUCAUCCACCCUGGGCCGCACCUCAUCCACCCUGGGCCGCACCUCAUCCACCCUGGGCCGCACCUCCUCCACCCUGGGCCGCACCUCAUCCACCCUGGGCCACACCUCAUCCACCCUAGGCCACACUUCCACCCCCUACAUCUCUGCCAACAUCCGGGAAGUCCGCCGCAGGAUGACAGGUUGAGGAAGCACCCCAUGGGUGUCACUUGCAGAAUAUAAUCCGAACUUCAACAACAACCAACAAUGACUGAUACCCUUGGUCAACCGGAAGUGACGACCACCACUACCUCUUACAGUGUUGAUUACGGCCCCCACACCACCAACGGUCACCACCACGACUCGCCCGAUACGUCAAGACACUCUGUGUCGUCUGCAGGGCAGGACAGCACACAGUUGGUCUCCAGAAAGCAGACACAACACACUACACAACAGAUAACGACGACAACAAAAGUUAUCCGUGAAGUGCACCACAUUGGUCCCGACGGUGAAGUGUUGGAUUCUUAUCAAAGUGGUGAAUAUAACCCGUACGGUCAAGCCCCCCUACAACCCGGCUAUGCCAUGGACUCCUAUCGCCCUCAUUCUCCUGCCAGUGAAGCUGGCUCACGAAGUCGUUAUGAAGGUUACCCACCCACUUCGAAUGCCGGUUAUGAGUAUGACCCAUAUUCACGGGGACCUCCGGCCCGUCAAGAUUAUCCAUAUGAUCAAGUUGGCUAUCCACCUCAGACUCAAGCUAGCUACAGUGGUCACUACCGAGAUGCUGCAGGUAACUACUCUCAGGAUGGCCAGAAAGUGGCACUGUCACCUUCCACUGAAGAGAGAACUAUUCAGCAAAGAGAUGGUCACUCUAAGGAGAAACAAUCUCAGAAGGGCCAGAUCUUGUCUUCUGUGUGUGCUUGUAUCCCUUCAGCUAGAAUUAUUCCCACAUCUUCAGGUGUUUCAUCUGUUUAUGCUCCAUCAGGUACCUGUGUCUCUUCCUCGAGUAUUAAACUGGACGAGACUUCUCGACAUAACACUGGAGCAAAGCCUAAAGUUAAGCAAGCUGUAAAAGAAUGUUUAUAUAGUCGAUCCAUCCACAAAAGUCCAUCUGUAGUCACUACAUCUGGAAAUGCCAACUUUCCAAAUCAUACAUCUGGGGUACCAUGCCUAGACACUAGCCAUAGUCUUGAUUCUCCUUUCUGGUCUGAAACAGAAAAUAGGGAAAAUGUUCAAAGACCUGGAGCCUUUUUAGUACAUAGUGGAUGCUCUGGAAGUAAUGGUAAAGUAAAUGGUGGAAGCUUUAAGACACACCAGAAGCCAAAGACGAAGCUUAAGCAUAAAAAUCUUAAAGGGAGAAAAAUAACUCGCUCAUUAAGUGCAUCAUGUGUAAGUGUUAGUACAAAUACAGACCCAAGGGAUUUUAUGGAACUAGCAAAGAUCUGUGGUACAUUGCCAGGGUGCUUGAAAGUAAAGGAGUCCAGCAAAGCAGUAGAAGCUAUUUUGGAGAAGUGUGUUUUACCAUAUCCUUCUAGUAGCAAAAAAGUCUCGCAGUCGGAAAUAAAUCUUUCAUUAAAAAGUGUUGAUGGGACCAUUUCCACAUCUGCAGAGCCCACUGACAAGAGCCUUAUCUCACAAGCUGCAAUUCCAGGAAACUUUGAAGUGCAACAUGUACAACAGUUGCUGAUUAAUGAAACUGAUGACAAAGUUAUACAAGAAUGUGAUAAGGAAUUAAGUGAAGUGGAACGUACUGCCAAAGGGAUAGAAAAUUUAAGUAUUAGUGGCCAACGUGGUGCUGGUGAUGGCUGUGAUGAUUCCAACAAGGGAUACAUUGAGCUAGCCACAUAUUUACCUAGUGAAAGCUUGCCAAGUGCUACCCAUUUCAAAUAUGAGCAGUAUGGCUGUUUAACUGAAGGAGACUCGUCUAAUGGACAGUUUUACUGCUCUGCACUUCACGCACACAAUGAUCCAAGCAUUUUGCCAUCAAACCUGUGUUUCAGCAAUUGUAAGAGAAUAAUAUCCUCUGAGAAUAAUAGUCCUAAUUUACAUAAUGAUAAGGUAUUUGCAUUUGUGAGUAAGCAGGAUAAAUCCCCUGCAGACUGGAAAGUUAAUAACAGUUGCAUGAUGCAGCCAACUAAUGCAGCAAUAGCUCUUGCUUGUGUGUCAGGUUCUCCCUCUAACUGUGAAGAAGAUAAACACUCAUUUGAGGAAUCUUCUAUUUCUCCCACUAUCACAUUCCAGCCUUGUAACAGUACACAUAAGCAUCUUGACUAUCUCUACUUGCCAUCCCACAGUGGUGAAAGUUGCCUAAGGCCAACUGAUAAUGAAAGUGAAACUUGUGUACAUGUAUUAACAUCCAGCAAUGAAGAGCAGAAGGCAGACCCUCUAGUUUGUUCAGCUCAAGAACAUAUGAAUGAACAAGUCAUUCAGCCUAUGCAAAGAAAGCAAUUGGAGAAAGAGUUUUCAGUAGAGACCUGUCCAGAUGUUGUUCUUCAAACAUUCGAAGGUGAGGGGAUUUCAGGCCAGAACAAAAGUUUAAAGAAAACGGUUACAUUUCUGCUGCCCCCUGAACACUGGGAUUCCCUCAUCUCUCUUAGGGAGAGUAACAUUAGUGGCUAUCCUCAAAGUGGCUAUGCUGAACUAGAUGGCACGCUGCUCCCUCCCAAUGGCGAGGACCCUUAUCGGAACACUCCGUCACCUGGAAUGCAAGGAAUCCCACAAGACAGAUACGAUGGCGGACUUGAAGGUGAUGUCCAUGUUGGGGAUUACCCCGAGGAUAGCAGGUACCCCGGAACUGAGAGUGGCAUGGUUUAUCCACCCGAUAGUGUGGUGUAUGGGAGGCUGCUGGGUGCUCCCCGCUCACCCUAUACCAUAAAUGGAGGGGUGAGGGCAAGUGCCGAGCCUCUCUUACCUUCCCCUGCUAUGUAUGAGGAACAGCCGCCUCACAUACAGCACACUGCACCCUCCCCACACAUCUCGCCGCCAACUCCCUCUUUGCCACCUCCGCCAAUCCAAAAUCACGACAACUAUGCACAUCCCAACCUGCUACGCUCUCCUUCUGCUGACAGCAGUGCUCCCAGAGUUCGGUGGCGAGAUCCAGACCUACAUGAAGUUAUCGACUUCUUAAGCAAUUCUAAUAAUGUGGUAAAAGCCAAUGCUGCAGCAUAUCUUCAACAUCUAUGUUAUAUGGAUGAUACAACCAAGCAAAAGACACGAAUAUUAGGUGGCAUUCCGCCUCUCGUAGCUCUCCUCACUCACGACUUGCCUGAACUUCACCGUAACGCUUGUGGGGCACUUAGAAACUUAUCAUAUGGUCGCCAAAAUGAUGAAAAUAAACGAGCAAUUAAAGAUGCGCAGGGCAUACAAUCACUAAUCAGGCUACUGCGCAAAACUCCCGACAACGAAAUUAAGGAGCUGGUCACUGGCAUCCUCUGGAAUUUAUCAUCUUGUGAGGACUUGAAGCACAGCAUCAUAGAUGAUGCGUUAACAGUUAUUGUUACCCACGUCAUCAUUCCGUGCUCAGGCUGGGAUGGGGGGGAAGUUGAACGGGACCCUAAUGUCGAUGUCUGGUGGUCUACUGUAUUUAAGAAUGCCUCAGGAGUUUUAAGGAAUGUAAGUUCGGCCGGUGAGUAUGCAAGAACGAAACUCCGUCAGUGCCUCGGGCUUGUAGACUCGCUACUUACAGUGAUUAAGUCUGCAAUCCAGGGGUCUUCCCAUGACAAUAAGAGUGUAGAGAAUUGUGUCUGCAUUCUUCGAAACCUCUCCUAUCGAUGUCAAGAAGUUGAGGAUCCUAACUAUGAUAAGAAUCAGCCUCCAACCCAGUCUCGGGCCACUGCUACUGCCAAGGACGGAGAAGGGGAAGGGACGGACACUUGUGGUAGGUCUUCGGAGCCCAAGGACAACCUGUGUGAUAACCUAGGAUGUUUUGGAGGCAGUAGAAAAAAGAAAGAGGCAGUGGGUGGGGCGGUAAAAGAGACCACCACUGGGCAGCGGACAACUGGACCUCGCACAGAACCCUUAAGGGGCAUGGAACUUCUCUGGCAACCUGAGGUAGUGGUAGGACCAUAUCUGGCAUUACUCUCCGACUGUAGUAACCCAGAGACCUUGGAGGCCGCUGCUGGAGCGUUACAGAAUCUUGCCGCCUGCUAUUGGCAGCCGAGUAUAGAUGUGAGAGCUGCAGUAAGAAAAGAAAAGGGGUUACCUAUAUUAGUAGAAUUAUUGAGGAUGGAAGUGGACAGAGUGGUGUGUGCAGUUGCAACAGCCCUCCGCAACCUUGCCAUCGACCAGAGAAACAAAGAGCUUAUUGGUAAAUACGCAAUGAGAGAUUUAGUUCAAAAAUUGCCAUCUGGAAAUACCCAUGACAGUGGCACCAGUGAUGAAACAAUUGCUGCUGUUUUAGCCACUCUGAACGAGGUUAUAAAAAAGAGUGCAGAAUUUUCAAGAUCACUAUUGGAUGUCGGAGGUGUAGAAAGGCUGGUUAACAUGACGCGGCAUCGAGGCCGUUACUCCGUUAGGGUUGUUAAAUUUGCCUCACAGGUGCUGUUCUCUAUGUGGGGCCAUCAGGAAUUACGUGAAGUGUACAAAAAGGCGGGCUGGAAGGAGCAAGACUUUGUAAGUAAGAGUGUUGCUGCACGUAAUGCUGCUUCAGGUGGUGCCAAUUCACCAACAGCUAAUAAUACCCUCAACCGGCCCAUGGCCUCUCAAGGUGGCACUAGGUAUGAAGAUAGAACUAUUCAAAGGGGACAGGCGAAAACUCACCAACGAUAUGCACAGGGUCAAGAAUUGCCGAUGGCAGAUAUGGGGUACGGCAGCAGUGGUGGGAUGGGUCCUCCAACUGGCGGGGUAAGACUGUACCCACCUGUGCAGGGCAAACCAGGGGAACCAGUAUAUGCCAAGGUGAAUAGGGACAAGAAGCGUAAUCGACAGUAUGAUGGUCACGGUCCACAAUAUGGAUCGUUGGGUGGAGCUGACGACUGGGGAGGGCCAGUUUACUCGGGUUCCCCCGCAUCAUCUCCCAACUUUAACAACAGCUCAAAUAUGAACAACAAUAACAACAACAACAACAAUAACAACAACAAUAGCAGCAAUGCCAGCAACAACAAUGGGGUGCUUCUAGAUAAAGGAGAGGGUCAGGCAGGAGAUUCUUGGGUGUGAACUCUUAGAUACUGUGGUGGACAUGUCCCUGCUGCUCAGUUGUACAUCAGGAAAUGGAGCUGAUCAUCUGGCUGCCUUUCCCAUGCAUGUCCUGCUGCGCACUUACUUUCCAAUGAGGUGCCACACAAGAUUACAAGAUGGUUAUGUUCACUGUUGGAAUUUUCUUCCACACUCAAUAUCCUGUUACUCAGUGUGACUUAAGAACAAGUUGCAAAGGGUGAUAAUAAUAAUUACAGUAAUUCAUCUUUUAUGGUGUUAUACAAAGUGAACUUUUGAGUGUGACUGCUGAUGUUUUGUCUGUUACAUUGAUGUUGACGCUCGUUGUGCAUGUUACGUGAACACUAGUUAGUGACAACUCAGUUCUGUUAAACUUCUUACAUGAUGUGUGAUGGGGAAAAGGCAAAAGCUCAAUUUGAUAAGCAUCCCUAUGAUAUAUUUUAUAGAAGCACACGAAUGGUGCCAAGAAACUUUAUUACUUUGAUACCUGUAAAGACAUUAUUGUAUCAAUUAUUAAUCAUAGAGUGUUUAUAUACCUAAGCAACAAAUUUGCUAAUGGAUGAUUGGAGCAGGUCAUGCUCACAGCUGCUCUUUGUAGACAGUUAAUUUUCUACUGUUUCGUACUGACAAUCCAAAGUGUGACCUUUGUGUUGGUUUGUGAGGAGUCAACCUGGCUCAUAAACAUUGAUAUGCGUGCGCGCUCGUGCACACACACACACACACACACACACACACAUACACACAUACCAUAGUCUGAACAGUAGUAGUGUGUUUGUUUAUUCUCUUGUGGUGGAGCAUCACAAUGGCUGAAACUUAGCAAGGCUGACUAUGCCAGCACAAAUUAUAAGCCAGGUGUUUACAAAGAGGACAAGCAUGAACUGAGUGUGUGUCAGAACCAUAGAUGGAUGGAGAGAGGGUUGCAUGUGAGGCUUUGGUGCAAAGAUGGUGUUGCAGUGUUCAAUUCCACAACAAAUGCACUGCUCUUGGUCAUAUUAUAGUGAAUAGGUUGUUUAUUGAGUAGAGGUUAACAUUUAUUGUAUUGCCGUGCCUCCUGCCGGUCCUAGGAGUCUGAUGCUUUGUAGAAGGUCAGUGUAACCUUUUAACAAGACCUUCUCCAAAUACCUUUCUACCUCCCUAAUUUCUUCCAGGUUCCCAAACUCUUCUCCCUGGUAGGAACAUGCAGCUAGACAUCUAGUUCCUUUUACCUUUCACAAAGGAAAAUUUUGCUUUGUAUAAUACACAAUCGUAUAGGUUUUAUAAUUACAAAUAUUUUAUAAUGUGCACGGGGUCAACUGAACUUUGAGUAGCUACUGUGCUGUCAUGUGUUUGUGUAAUAUAUCUUGUAAGAUGAAUGGUCAUAAAUGCAACAAAUUAUUCUAUAGAACACUUCAUCCUAUCUCAACUCAUUGUGAUAAAUUUUAAAAUUUUACUUAAGCAAUUCACUUAACUCGUCUCAAAACUGCUUUAUAUGGUAAGCCUUUUCAAGUUUUUGUUAAUCGUUUUAAAUUUAUUUUUAGCAUUUUAUCAGACUUGCACGUGCAAUAUUGCAUACUUUUGCAGUGUUGGUUGUUGGCAGCAGAGGUGACACUAGCAAGGCUGUGUGAUCCCAGGAACUUUCCUCUGCUUCGCCACCCUACAGUCUUUAUCAUUCUCAGGCUGCUAUGACUCUUAUGGGUUACCUUGAUGUUCAUAUGUUGAAAUAAAAAUUUUGUUAAAAGAUACUGUUGAAUCCAAAUGUAGGAUUGUAUGAUAAGAUGCUGUUGUAUUGUGAGGAAGCCCAAGAGUCAGAUCAGCACUGGCCAGCUCACUUUAGGUUGUCUCACAUUCCAGGAGUAGUUUAGGUGAUGCACACUCCAAUUCAGAGAGGUAAGUGUUGACAUGUGACUUUGAUUCAAAGUUACAUGUAACUUGUGGCAGAGGCAGCAGCAGGACACUGGACAGCAGCUAUGAGGAGGAUUGUGUUAAAUUGUGUUAGCAUGUAACCUUGCACACUCAUAGGUGUAGGAACUCAUGUGACACUGUAUCCUCAGGGUGAGGCUCGACACUUCCUCCUGUUCUAUCGGUAUUGUCUAGUGCCAAUCAGACAGCUCAUGUCAACCAAGUCUGUCAGCUCAAAUGGAGGGGGGCGGAUCAUCUCUACCCAAAUCCGCCUACUUUUCAAAGGAAAUUUCUGACAUGUUUGUGUAUAUUUUCAUUAGCAAAUUUUAGACAGUGUAGUGCAGUUCAUGUCGGAUCAUAUAGCUGGGAAAGCCAGUUGGAAUAUGGGGUCACAAUGUAUCGGUAGACAUCCCAUCUCUUUUUAGACAUUUUUGAUGUUCAUUACAAACAUGAUGCUUUUUUUGUACACUAAAUAUUUCCCUUCUAUGUCCUGUGUAGAGUCUGCUGUUACACUCUUGUCUGAUGAGCAUUUACUUUCAUUUGUCAGCUUGAAGCAUUUUGCAAAGAAUACGGCAGUGACGAAGAUGUUAUUGUUAUGCAUAAUUCGCACAGAUCUAUGUUUGUCUUGCCUUGAUGGUUGCUUACGUUUAUUAUGUUGGUUAAUAUAUGCCUUAUUUUAUUUUCACAUGAUUGAGUAUUCAGUAACAAAGGAUUUCUAGUAAAUGAUAUUGUAUUGGGUAUUUAUACAAUAAAGAGAUAAAGUUUAUAAUUAAUCUUAUUUUUCACAUACUGUAGACAACAACAAAGAAAGAAAUGUAUAAUUA
Molecule: messenger RNA, 8180 nt
Organism: Procambarus clarkii (red swamp crayfish)
Lineage: Eukaryota; Metazoa; Arthropoda; Malacostraca; Decapoda; Cambaridae
Source: RefSeq, a predicted model, not a curated record